AUGGGUCACCCGCAUCCGCCUGUGACUCGCGGCCUCAAGCAUGCGGUUUCCAACCUGAAGGAGGCGGGCGUCAAAGUGGUGGAUCUUGAGCCGUACGAACACAAAAGAGGGAUGGAAAUCCUCAAGGCGCUCUACUUCCCAGACGCGGCGCAAUGUCAGAAAGAUCUCCUUACAAAGGGCGGCGAGCCGGUAGCACCAUUGACCCAAUGGGCCUUCAGCAUAGCAAGACCGGAGCCGAUCAGCGUCACCGACAAUCGGGAGCUGAACGACCAACAAGAAGAAUACAGAGAGCAGGGUAGUUAUCAUCGCGUCAUGAAAGACCGCUGUGUCGAUUUCAUCCUUUGCCCGGCAUAUAUUGGGGUGGCAGCCGAGCUCGCCACAGCACAAUACUGGCCGUACACGGCCAUCUGGAACAUUCUCGACCAGCCCGCCGUUGCCUUUCCCACCGGGUUGAAGGUGGAUGCCAAGCUCGACGUGGUCGAGGCCGACUACAAGCCACGGUCGGCAGAGGAUGAGCGCGAAUACAAGAAAUGUUAG
Molecule: messenger RNA, 537 nt
Organism: Capronia epimyces CBS 606.96
Lineage: Eukaryota; Fungi; Ascomycota; Eurotiomycetes; Chaetothyriales; Herpotrichiellaceae
Exons: 2
Coding region: 1-537 (178 amino acids)
Source: RefSeq, a predicted model, not a curated record